CACUCUUCACUUUCGGUGGAUCUGCCGUUGCACCGGCUUCUCUUUUCUGUCCUACAGUGUCCGAGUUAUUCUGUAGAAUUUACACGAUCCAUGAUUUGUGCCUUCUGCACAUAAUCCCAGAGGUGAUCAGAUAAUAUUACGCAGUCGCUCAUUUGCGUAAAAACGCACCGAUGCGCUCUCAGGACUUAAUUCAUUGAUGGCCGAGAGCUUCCAUCAAAGGCCUUAUUCUUUGAGGACUGGAGCUGUUUCCAUAUCUGAAAAUGGUCCGGUAGGAAGAGUUUCGGAUGAGGAGGAUUAUUUGACCAUUAAAGUCAACAUUUUUUGGAUUGAAAAUGAAGAUUUGGAGCACGGAACAUGUUUUCAGUUACCCAUGGGAGACCGUGAUCAAGGCUGCGAUGAGGAAGUACCCUAACCCUAUGAACCCCAAUGUGAUCGGUGUGGACGUGUUGGACCGAAGUCUGGACGCAGAGGGACGCCUCCACAGCCACAGACUCCUCAGCACUGAGUGGGGCCUCCCAGGGAUUGUCCGAGCGAUUCUUGGAACAAACCACACACAAACGUACGUGAAGGAGCACUCCAUAGUCGACCCAGAGGAGAAGAAGAUGGAGCUGUGUUCAACAAAUAUUACACUGACCAACCUCAUUUCAGUGGAUGAGAGACUUCUUUACCGACCGCAUCCAGACAACCCUGAGGUUACGGUCCUCACCCAGGAGGCCAUCAUCACAGUUAAGGGAGUCAGUCUAAGUAGUUACCUCGAGGGGAUGAUGGCGAGGAGAAUGUCAGCCAACGCCAGGAAGGGUUGGGAUGCUAUUGAGUGGAUUAUUCAGAACUCUGAAAGAGAAAACGUACCUCUCUGUGACAUUUACUAACUCUGGACUGCUGUUCUGUAUUGACGACUACCUUACCUGGAAACACCUCAUAAAGCUAAAGCAGUGGGGAUUAUCAGCAUCUCUGGAUCUUCUGCAGUUGGCUCUGUAUAUCCUCCGGGAGUUUUGUGGAUUUUCACCCCACACCGCCUCAAUCACCUCUGGAGAACAAGCACUGGAGGCACACAGAGAUAACAAAACCCCACCAAAGCUGAAUGAUAAAUAGAAUGCAUGAAAGCUGAGGUAUUUGUGGCUUUCUUUGACACGUUAGAACAGGAUAUGAGGGUUGUACCAACUGUAUUAAGAACUGGGAAAAAAAAAAAGAAAAGGAAACUUUCCUUCUGUGCAACAUCCUGAGCCUACCAGACAUUACUGGUGCAAAUAUUACAUUUAACCCCACAUUAAUGUCUUCAGUUUAGUUCAAUUCAUAACUCUAGUGCAGAGGAGGGAUGCAAUAGGCAGAAACGCACAAUGUUUUUGAAAACAAGGUACGAUGCGGUUUUAAUAUGCAACAAACAUCCUCACUUUUAAGUGUUGUAAUUCUUCUAUACUGUCAAACACUGGCAACUCCUACAGUAGGAGUUUAAUCCAAAACAUGUUUCUGGUGCUUUUUGUGUGUUUUAAGAGGCACAAACUGUAGAUGAUGUGUUUGCAUGAUAGUAGAAAUGGAGGGGAUGAUCAAAGAAAAUAAGUAGUACAGUAGUUAGCUAUUAGAGUCAAUUGCUGAUGCAGCUUUACAUAGAAAUUCAAGGAAGUCACAUUGUUUCAGACAGAAAAUUAAAAUGGGGAAUGUACCAUUGCCUUGUUUUUCUACUGUCAACACAACACAUCGGCACCUUUUUGGUUUAACACUGAUGGAUAUUAUUGCUUAAAACCAGCAUGUAUGUACUGUAUGUAACUGUUUUCAGGAGACUGAUGAGUAUGUUGUGCUAUCCUUAAAGGGUAGAUUUAGUUGUGUUUAUAUGGCCUUAAAAUGAUGCCUGUGUAUUUUUGCUUUGACAGUGGCUCAUGCCUUUUCCAGUCAUACACAUCAUGCUUCCAAAUGUUGAACUACUCUUUAAAAGCUACCUGUAUAGACCCUGA
Molecule: messenger RNA, 1949 nt
Organism: Sphaeramia orbicularis (orbiculate cardinalfish)
Lineage: Eukaryota; Metazoa; Chordata; Actinopteri; Kurtiformes; Apogonidae
Gene: prelid3a
Product: PRELI domain containing 3A
Exons: 7
Coding region: 333-869 (178 amino acids)
Cellular component (GO): mitochondrial intermembrane space
Source: RefSeq, a predicted model, not a curated record